This is a messenger RNA of Stegodyphus dumicola, 2511 nucleotides long. Its product is annotated as putative ATP-dependent RNA helicase DDX10. NCBI's taxonomy places the organism in Eukaryota, Metazoa, Arthropoda, Arachnida, Araneae, Eresidae. Gene Ontology annotation, molecular function: nucleic acid binding; RNA helicase activity; ATP binding. The record is from RefSeq and is a predicted model, not a curated record.
UGUCCACUACUAUAUAUAUAUUUUUUUUCUAAAAAAAGAAAGAAAAUGGGUCCGAAUCCAAAUUUCGGUCAAAAAAGUGGAAAAUUUGGAAAGAAAAUUGAUAAAAGAUUCUUAAGUAAAAAUAAAUCCAUAAAACUUUAUAAGGAGAAGAAGAGUAAGAUCGAUUUAUUUAAAAAAGAGGUUGAACAGUUGAAACAAAAAUAUGAACAAAUUGAUGUUCAGACCAUUGAAAAAUUUGAUGAUUUCCCAUUAUCUGACAGAACAAGAAGAGCAUUAAAAGAAUGCAACUAUGUUACACCCACAGAAAUACAAAAAGAAUCCAUUGGUUUUGCUUUGAAAGGACAUGAUAUUUUAGGAGCUGCUAAAACAGGAUCAGGAAAGACGCUGGCUUUUGUCAUACCUGCUUUAGAAUGCUUAUAUUGCUCUGGCUGGUCAAUACUUGAUGGCUUGGGGGUAAUCAUCAUAACUCCCACACGAGAAUUAGCAUAUCAGAUUUUUGAAGUUAUGAAUAAAGUUGGCGUUAAUCAUCACUUUUCAGUUGCAUUGGUUAUUGGUGGAAAAGAUUUAGCAAAAGAAAGAAAACUUCUUGAUAAAUGUAACAUUUUAAUUUGCACACCAGGGCGUCUUUUGCAGCACAUGGAUGAAAAUCCUUUGUUUGAUGCUAUGAAUCUCAGAAUGUUAGUCCUGGAUGAAGCAGACAGAAUACUUGACUUGGGUUUUGAGAAAACAAUGAAUGCUAUCUUGGAAAAUUUGCCACAAGAGAGGCAAACAGUUUUAUUUUCAGCCACACAGACAAAGUCUGUUAGAGAUUUAGCCAGAUUAAGUUUAAAAAACCCAGUUUAUGUCUCAGUUCAUGAAAAUGCAAAGCACACAACACCAGAUACUUUGGUACAAAGUUAUGUGGUAUGUGAAGCUCAUUCAAAAGUGAAUUUAUUAUGGUCAUUUAUUAAAAGUCAUAAACAGCAGAAGAUUUUAGUUUUUAUGGCUAGCUGUAAACAAGUUAAGUUUACUUGUGAAAGUUUUUGCCGCAUGAGACCCGGUGUUAGCUUAAUGGCAUUAUAUGGAAGUCUGCAUCAACUUCGAAGAAUGGAAAUAUAUGACGAGUUUUGCCGAAAAAAUCAUGUUGUCAUGCUUGCCACUGAUGUUGCUUCAAGGGGAUUAGAUUUUCCUAAUGUUAAUUGGGUUGUUCAGUUGGAUUGUCCGGAAGAUGUUAAUACUUAUAUUCAUCGUGCUGGACGAACUGCUAGGUAUCAGAAAGGUGGUGAAUCUUUGCUUGUUCUUUUACCAUCUGAAAAAGAAUCUAUGGUGGAACAAUUGAAAAACAGAAAAAUACCAAUAGAGGAAAUAAAAGUAAAUCCAAGUAAACUGUAUAACAUGCAGAGGAAACUAGAAGCUAUAUGUGCAAGAGAUGUAAAUUUAAAAGAUUCUGGUCAAAGAGCUUUUAAAGCUUAUUUGAAAAACAUAUUUUUGAUGAAAGAUAAGACAGUGUUUGAUGUAACCAAAAUAGAUGCUGAACUUUAUGCCAGGUCAUUAGGCUUGGCAUUUGCACCUAGAAUUCGUUUCUUGGAGAAGCAUUUAAAAGCUUCUGGUAAAGUAUUUGAAACAAAAAGUCGACCUUUUGAUGAAAAAGAAUAUUUGAAAGAGACAAUUAAUUGCAGUGAUGAAUCUGAUGAUGAUUUAUUGAAGCCAAAAGAAAGUGCUCAUCUAGAUCCAACAUCAGGAGAAGAAAGUGAAGGUAAUCAGAUUAUGAAGCCAAAGAAACCAUUGACUAAAGCAGCCUUAGCUAAAAGAAUAUUGAAAAAGAAAAUAAAACCAAAUACCAUUACCAAAUUUGAUGAAAAUGGUGAGCCAAUUCGAGAAGUAUGUGGUAAACCUGUACCUGUAGUUGCACCUGAACUCCACAAACAGCUUCUUGAAGAAGGAUACAGCAUUGAGAAAGCAAAAUUACUAAAAGAAAAGGAAGAUGAAGUUGACAAGCUUUUGUAUAAAGAAAGAGUCAAAUCAAAACAUCGGGAACAGAGACUAAAAGAGAAAGAAAAAAGGCGAAUGAGUAAAUCUGGAGCUGCUGCAAGACUAAAAGAACCAGAAGAUGAGAAUGAACAAGAUAAGAAUGAGAGCUCUGAAGAAGACAUUGACCCAAAUAAUAUGAUGAGUUCUGAAAGUGAACCUGAAGAUGAAGCAUCAGAUUCAUCUGACAAAAAGUUCAAUAAAGAAGAAACUUUAAUGUCUUCUGGGGGAAGCUCAGAUGAGGAUUCAGAAAAUGAACUUCAGUUUGGAAACAAAAGGAAAAUGGGUGUGCAGAUGACACAAUUAAAGAAACAGAGAACAGAUGAAGUUGAAAAAGUGUCGAAGACCAGUAAAUUAAGUCGUAGCUUAGAAGAUGAUGAACAAUUGGCUUUACAUUUUCUUAGCAAUACACGAAAUUAGAGAAUUGUUAGAUUAUUGUAUAUAAUAUAAUUUGUGCAUAUUAUUGAAAAUGUAAAUAUAAAUAUAUUUAUUUUUUACAAUUUU